GGUGAGCCGGCCGGCAUUUUCUUUUCACCCGAUCCCAGAAGCAGUUCUCAUUGCUUACCAGACUUAUUGGCCGAUUAACGAGAUUUUCGCAUAAUCUACAUUUUUCACAACAAUCUGCUAAACAAUGCCUGGAUUUUCAGACAGAGACCGGGGCAGAGAUAGAGGGUAUGGUGGUGGCCCUUCUCGUUUUGGUGGUGGAGGAGGAGGCAACAGGGGAGGACCUCCUCCAGGAAAGUUUGGAAAUCCUGGAGAAAGACUGAGGAAGAGACAUUGGAACCUUGAUGAACUUCCAAAGUUUCAGAAGAACUUCUACCAGGAACACCCAGAUGCCACACACAGACCUCUUCAAGAGGUUGAACAGUAUCGUAGAAGCAAAGAAGUUACGGUCAAAGGCAGAGAUUGCCCUAAACCUAUUGUUAAAUUCCAUGAAGCUGCAUUUCCAAACUACGUCAUGGAUGUUAUUGUUAAGCAGAACUUUACUGAUCCAACUCCAAUCCAGUCCCAGGGGUGGCCAGUUGCUCUGAGCGGCAAGGACAUGGUUGGCAUCGCUCAAACUGGCUCUGGGAAAACCAUCGCUUACCUUCUGCCAGCAAUCGUUCACAUCCAACAUCAGCCAUUUCUGGAGCAUGGAGAUGGGCCUAUUUGCUUGGUGCUGGCACCGACCCGUGAGCUGGCUCAGCAGGUGCAACAAGUGGCUGCUGAGUAUGGCCGGGCUUCUCGUCUCAAGACUACCUGCAUCUAUGGUGGUGCACCAAAAGGACCACAAAUAAGGGACCUCGAGAGGGGAGUGGAGAUUUGCAUUGCUACCCCAGGCCGCCUCAUUGAUUUCCUGGAGUGUGGUAAAACUAAUUUGCGACGUUGCACCUACCUUGUGCUGGAUGAAGCAGACCGCAUGCUGGACAUGGGCUUUGAACCUCAGAUCCGCAAAAUAGUCGAACAAAUUCGGCCUGAUCGUCAGACCUUGAUGUGGAGCGCCACCUGGCCUAAAGAGGUUCGUCAGCUGGCUGAGGACUUCCUGAAGGACUACGUCCAGAUCAACGUUGGUGCAUUGCAGCUCAGUGCCAAUCAUAACAUCCUGCAGAUAGUUGAUGUCUGCAAUGACCUGGAGAAGGAGGACAAGCUGAUCCGUUUGCUGGAGGAGAUAAUGAGUGAAAAGGAGAACAAGACCAUUAUCUUUGUGGAGACCAAAAGACGUUGUGAUGAACUCACCAGGAGAAUGAGAAGAGAUGGGUGGCCAGCAAUGGGAAUCCAUGGAGACAAGAGCCAGCAAGAGAGGGACUGGGUUCUUAAUGAGUUCAGAUUCGGCAAAGCUCCAAUUCUUAUUGCUACAGACGUGGCCUCCCGUGGUUUAGAUGUGGAGGAUGUGAAAUUUGUCAUCAAUUAUGACUACCCUAACUCCUCCGAGGACUAUAUCCACCGUAUUGGCCGCACAGCCCGCAGUCAAAAAACGGGCACAGCCUACACCUUCUUCACCCCCAACAACAUGAAACAAGCCAGUGACCUGAUCUCUGUGCUGCGUGAGGCUAACCAGGCCAUCAAUCCCAAGCUGAUCCAGAUGGCAGAGGACAGAGGAGGUCGUGGAAGGGGGGGAAGAGGUGGUUACAGGGAUGAUCGUCGCGAUAGGUAUUCAGGGGGCGGCAGAAGUAAUUUCGGUGGUGGCAGCUACAGGGACAGGGGCAGUGACAGGGGGUUCGGCAAUGGGCCCAAGACUGCCUUUGGGGGAAGCAAAGCCCAAAACGGUGGGAAUUAUGGAGGCAGCAAUAGCAAUCCUAGUGGUAACUAUGGCAACAGCAAUUACAACAAUAGUAAUGGACAGGGUAAUUUUAGUGCUCCACCAAACCAAGGUGGCUUCGGUAACCAGAACUUCCAAGGCCCCCCUCAGUUUGGCGGCAUGCAAAGGGCCACUCAGAAUGGUGUGAACCACCAGCCGUUCCCCUUCAACUCUCAGCCACCACCACAGAACCAACAGCCGCCACCCCCACCACCGAUGGUGCCCUACCCCAUGCCGCCACCGUUCUCUCAGUAAAUAUUGUAUAUUCACAUUAUAAAACAACAUGACUUCUGCCCAGUCUUGAAAUCUUACCGUACGAUUCUCAUAUUAUUCUUUGUAUGCUUUAACGUUGUUUUGCUUACAGCAUGGUUGGAAUUAUUCAGUAAACCCAGAAGAGUAGAUGGGAUCCUAGUCUCCCAUUGUGUAAACAUGAUUGCUGCACUUUCCUGGACUGUAUUUUUUUUUUUUUUGUUACAUUCCUCAGUAAUUUAUUUUUACUAGGUAAUCCUGUGUUUUCACUUUCAGUUUAAAGUGAUGUUAUGAAAGUCAUAUCAAAGGGUGCCUGUGGCCCCUUUUAAAUAAAAAUGAAAAACUCCA
Girardinichthys multiradiatus is the source of this 2368-nucleotide messenger RNA. RefSeq names its product probable ATP-dependent RNA helicase DDX5. Gene Ontology annotation, biological process: alternative mRNA splicing, via spliceosome. The transcript is spliced from 13 exons. Gene Ontology annotation, cellular component: ribonucleoprotein complex; cytoplasm; nucleus. Gene Ontology annotation, molecular function: RNA helicase activity; RNA binding; ATP binding. The record is from RefSeq and is a predicted model, not a curated record. Bases 125 to 2026 code for a protein of 633 amino acids. NCBI's taxonomy places the organism in Eukaryota, Metazoa, Chordata, Actinopteri, Cyprinodontiformes, Goodeidae.